This is a messenger RNA of Exophiala spinifera, 777 nucleotides long. RefSeq lists its product as uncharacterized. The transcript has a single exon. Lineage: Eukaryota; Fungi; Ascomycota; Eurotiomycetes; Chaetothyriales; Herpotrichiellaceae. Bases 1 to 777 code for a protein of 258 amino acids. The record is from RefSeq and is a predicted model, not a curated record.
AUGCCUCAGAAAGCGGCCGCAGACUUGGAAACCGGCUCGCCGGCGUUAAAACCCAAGGACUUCGACUACCUGUUCUCCCGCGACGACCGCCACGAACUCUUCUUGGAAAUGGUCAAGGUCGAAGUCAGCAACAUCCUAAGCGACUACAAUCUUCCUUCCGACGGGAACGCUAACAGUACCAACCCCUCCUCGUCCUGCUCCGGCGGCAACAACAACAACAACAACAACAGGACCAUAUUCACCACCUCCGAUGGUCAGCUGCUUCGGCGCAUCGCCGAGACCCAGAUGAAGAAGGCCCUCGAGGACAGAAUCAAAGAGAAACAGGACGUCGACAAAGGUAUCUACACCUUACUGGGCCGGGAGAGCAUCGAGGCGGUCCGCGCCAUCAACCAAGCAGUGGUCACCAUCGCCGCCCUGGGCGCCGGUUUCACCUUCACGGUGAUAUUUUCGGGGCUAGCUCCGCCGAACAAGGGCUCUACAGAGGCCAGAGUUAGGCUCUCCGUCGCUGUGGCGUGGCUGUUGUUCGUCUUGGCCAUGUCCCUCGCCAGCUACGCCACCGUGCUGCAGGCCAUGAGGGAGCAGAUGGUGACGGUGACGUACCGCUGGCGAGUAGCCCAAGGGCUCAUCUUGGCCGGGGCGCUUUGUGCGUCGGCAGAGGCCGUGAGAGCUUACGAGGCUGCCGUGGGCGUCACUGCUUUCGUGCUGAUUCCGACGGUGACGAUUGGGUGGAUGGCUUGGACUAAUAGGUUCCGGGUAUGGAAGUUGAUCAAAAAAUAA